Messenger RNA from Antechinus flavipes (yellow-footed antechinus), 2447 nucleotides. Its product is annotated as mothers against decapentaplegic homolog 1-like. Gene Ontology annotation, biological process: transforming growth factor beta receptor signaling pathway; cell differentiation; BMP signaling pathway. Gene Ontology annotation, molecular function: RNA polymerase II cis-regulatory region sequence-specific DNA binding; I-SMAD binding; DNA-binding transcription factor activity, RNA polymerase II-specific. Bases 39 to 1592 code for a protein of 517 amino acids. The record is from RefSeq and is a predicted model, not a curated record. Gene Ontology annotation, cellular component: heteromeric SMAD protein complex. The transcript has a single exon. NCBI's taxonomy places the organism in Eukaryota, Metazoa, Chordata, Mammalia, Dasyuromorphia, Dasyuridae.
ACUUGCUUUCUGGACAUUCCAGGACCUGAUUUCCCGACAUGUCUGGGAGCCCAAAGCACUCCAUUUUGAACGUGACAAGUUUAUUCUCCUUUACCAGCCCAGUUGUGAAGAGGCUUCUAGGUUGGAAACAGGGGGAUGAAGAAGAAAAAUGGGCAGAGAAGGCUGUGGAUGCUCUGGUCAAAAAACUGAAGAAAACGAAGGGUGCAAUAGAGGAAUUAGAAAAAGCUCUGAGCUGUCCAGGGCAGCCCAGCAACUGUGUCACCAUUCCCCGAUCACAGGAUGGCAGGGUGCAGAUCUCCUUCCGCAGAGAGAUGCCGCAUGUCAUUUAUUGUCGCGUGUGGCGCUGGCCAGACCUUCAGAGCCACCAUGAACUGAAACCACUGGAAUGCUGCGAGUUUCCCUUUGAUUCCAAUCAGAAGGAGGUCUGCAUCAAUCCAUACCACUACAAACGGGUAGAAAGCCCCAUUCUUCCACCUGUGUUGGUUCCAAGACACAGAGAAUGUGAUCCUCAGCACAGCCUGUUACCUCAGUUCCAUAACUUGGGACAAAAUCAGCCUCACAUACCACUCAAUGCCACUUUCCCUGGACAAAAUCAGCCUCACAUACCACUCAAUGCCACUUUCCCAGGACAAAAUCAGCCUCACAUACCACUCAAUGCCACUUUCCCAGGACAAAAUCAGCCUCACAUACCACUCAAUGCCACUUUCCCAGGCUCUUUCCAACAACCCAGCAGCCAUCCUUUCCCUCAUUCUCCCAGCAGCAGCUAUCCAAACUUCCCGGGAAGCAGCAGGAGCAGCACUUAUCCACACUCUUCUACCAGCUCAGGUCUGGGAAAUCCUUUUCAGAUGCCAGCAGAUGCUGCUCCUGCUGCUUACCUCCCUCCCCAAGACCCCAUGGCCCAAGGUGGCUCACAGCCAGUGGAUACAAACAUGAUGGUUCCUCCCGUGCCUCCAGAAAUAACCGGUGGAGAUGUGCAGGCAGUGGUUUACCAGGAGCCAAAACACUGGUGCUCUAUUGCCUACUAUGAGCUCAACAAGCGUGUGGGUGAAGCAUUCCGUGCCUCCUGCACAAGUGUGUUUGUGGAUGGUUUCACUGAUCCUUCGGACGACACGAACCGGUUCUGCCUUGGGUUCCUCUCCAAUGUUAACCGGAAUUCUACUAUUGAAAAGACCAGACGGCACAUUGGCAAAGGUGUUCACCUGUAUUAUGUGGGAGGGGAAGUCUACGCGGAGUGCCUGAGUGACAAUAGCAUUUUUGUUCAGAGCCUCAACUGCAACUACCAACAUGGCUUUCACCCCACCACCGUGUGCAAGAUUCUCAGUGGCUGCAGCCUCAAGAUUUUUAGCAACCUGGAGUUUGCCCAGAUAUUGUCCCAGUCAGUCAACCACGGCUUUGAGAAGGUCUAUGAGCUCACAAAAAUGUGCAUAAUCCGGAUGAGCUUUGUGAAGGGCUGGGGAGCAGAAUACCGCCGGCGGGAUGUAACCAGCACUCCCUGCUGGAUCGAGAUCCAUCUGCACGGUCCUCUGCAGUGGCUGGAUAAAGUUCUUAGUCAGAUGGGAUCACCUCAUGAUCCCAUUUCAUCUGUGUCAUAAAUGCCCCCCUCCCCUCCCCAGGAUCCUGCCUCUUUGGGAAUUCUUGAGCCUGGCAUGUACUGGAAGGAUGUGUGAGUCAGACACCUUUACAAACUGCCAACAGGCUGAAAAGGAGACUUGGUAAUUCUUGAUCUCUCUGACCAACUGUUGGAUUCAGAAACUAAAACUAUUGAAACAUACUGCUGGUAUCAAGACCUCGUUUCCUUUACAUUGUAACAUUCUCUUGUAAAGUCAACUGGAUGCAGAUCUUUCAGCGGGGGUUUGUGUAUCACUCAAGAAGAAACGGCCAAAUGAGGGACAAUUUGUCCGAGGGACAAGCGUUCCUAAGAGAUCCAUUUGUGUUUGGCACUUUCAAGGGCAUUGUUUGGCAGGUGUUUAGCAUUAAGCCUUUAGUCUCAGAAGUGUGUGUGUGUGCGUGUGUGUUUUAAUUCGGUUGGGAGCCCAUGAUGAUAGUCUCCUUUUUUUUUUAAAUGGGCUUUUCAUUAUACAUAAUUUAAAAAAACCUAUUUGUUUAGUAAGGAUUCCUGGGUUGUUUUUUUGUUUGUUUGUUUUGUUUGUUUUUUUACACAAAGGUUAAUCUUGAUGAUAUAGAGUGUAAUCAUCUUUCUAAAAUUUGUGGGCUGACCACACUGCUCUCACAAUAAUGUUAGCAUCUGUUCUCUGCUACAUGUGUAUGGACAGUGUAUUUGGAAGUUUAGAAUUGAUUAGACUAGAGGAUUUUAGUAGUGUUGGGGAUAGGAGAAUGGGGGGAGGGGAAGGGAAUGUGACAACUGAAAAUGUAGACCAUACUGUAAACCCAGUUUCUUAGUUUAAAUAAACAAACUGAUGUCUGAACUUUUACUGUGCAUUUCAUUU